AUGUCCGAUAAAGAUCGAUAUAAUAUAUUUCCAUCACGAAUGGCUCAGGCAGUUAUGAAAGGACGUUUGAAAGGUGCUCAAACAGGUCAUAAUUUAUUAAAGAAGAAAGCAGAUGCAUUAGCAAUUCGUUUUCGAUCAAUAUUGAAAAAAAUUAUUGAUACAAAAUUAUUAAUGGGUGAUGUUAUGAAAACAGCAGCUUUUUCAUUAGCUGAAGCUAAAUUUUCAAUGAGUGGAGAUUUCACUCAAGUUGUUAUUCAGAGUGUUAGUAAAGCACAAAUUAAAAUUCGAACGAAACGAGAUAAUGUUGCCGGUGUAGUAUUGCCUUCAUUUGAAUCAUUCAAUGAUGGAGGAGAUACUUUUGAAUUAACUGGUUUGGGUCGAGGUGGUAUGCAAUUACAAAAAUUAAAACGCAAUUAUGGUGAAGCAAUAAAAAUCUUAAUUGAAUUAGCUACACUUCAAACAUCAUUUGUUCUACUUGAUGAUGUUAUUAAAAUAACUAAUCGACGUGUUAAUGCUAUUGAACAUGUUAUUAUACCAAAAAUAAGUCGAACAAUAAACUAUAUUGUAUCAGAACUUGAUGAAAUGGAACGUGAAGAAUUUUAUCGUCUUAAAAAAGUUCAAGAGAAGAAAAAACAAGCACGAGCUCUUCAAGAAAAAAAUCGAGUUAAAUUAAUUGAAAGUGGUGCUCUAACUGGCAAAGAAGAAGAUCCACCAAAUCUUAUAGAUCAAGAACAUGAUGAAGAUGCUCUUUUUUAA
Messenger RNA from Rotaria sp. Silwood2, 756 nucleotides. The record is from the annotation of a GenBank genome assembly. NCBI's taxonomy places the organism in Eukaryota, Metazoa, Rotifera, Eurotatoria, Philodinida, Philodinidae.